UUCGCUGUGACAAACCCAACAACUUAAUGAAUGCAACCGCAUUGCUCGGACUUGGCGCAAGCUUCUUUUUUUUCCGCUUACACUUUACGACAAUCCAUGUAGGCUAUAAUAUUUCUGUCAUUGAUGUCUACGAAACAGUUUUUAUGUUGGAUACUUGGCACAGUUUAAACUAUGAAGUGUUUCUGAUCGCCUCGGAAAGUAAUGCCACUAAAACUGUGCGGAGUAUGUGAUGUGCGUUCGAAUCAACGCGCUUCUGAAAAUGUUGGACAAAUAGGACAGGGGAUGAGUGAUGUCGCCUAGUUACCUCGAUUUUCUUAUCUCAUCUGUUCGCACGUUGGGACUUCGGGAACAUUAAUGUACAUUGGACUACGGCGUGGCAAUGCUACAAGUAAUCUGCGCCGAAAAUAGAACAAAGUGAGUCUCGGCUGACGUCCUGACCCCACGGGCACUUUGCUCUAACACUCGACUGUAAACCCAUUCCCCCGACAGGCCAAAAAAUGGAAUGUGCCCUGCGUCACCAUGGCAACACUAACUGGUUAAAAAGAUGAGCACGAGGCGUGACGGCGGUAGUUGUUCCUGAGGACGGACAUCUGAGUGGCGGAGCGAAUGAAGACUGGUUUCUCGCUGGCACAACCAGCGUGCUAAAUGGAGUGUCGUCUGCUUGACCGCGAGUUCAACUGGACUGUAGCUGAGCAGUGCUCCAAGUUAUUGCAUCCAGGAAAGAGUUUGCAUUCUUGAUUAGUUUGUGAGAACACUGUGUGAAAACAUUGUCAGUAGAAAUACUGAUUUUGACCUAAAUUCAGUAUAAAGUACUACUGGAUUUCCUUCAUCUAGAAACUUUGCGGACAAAAACUAUUUGUACGUAUUCUCUAAAAGUAUUUACCCAUCUCCGGCGUCGUUUGCAGACAUUUGUCGCACCAAAAUAACCUGUUUGACAAAAACGAACUAACCAUACAGAAUUGAACUUAAAGUGUUUCUGCUCCAGACAUAAAACAAUUUUUUUUUUGAAGAUAAGUUGAAAGUAAAAGAAAAAUGGCAGCCGAAGAGAAUCUGCUGCCCGCCCUACUAGGUUCAGCUUUCGAUCAGAUCGCUAAAAGCAACACCACGUUGGUUCGUUACCGACCAGAGGGUAAUCUGACGGACUGGCUGCCAGGGAACGGCACCGGGUUAACCCCAUCGUCUCAACCCUCCGGAGAACCAGAGGAAGAUUACUGCGAUCUGCAGUACGGGAUUCAAGACAAGACCGUACAGUCACUGAUUAGCACCGUCUAUUCAUUGACUAUCGCCCUGUCUGUAGCCGGUAAUGUCCUGGUGAUUGCCGUGCUAGGCUUCGCUGCCCGAGCCAAGACGGACCUGAAUCAUUUCCUGGUCAAUCUGGCCGUGGCUGAUCUCCUCUCAGCUAUCUUCUGUAUGCCCUUCACCUUCGUUUACAUCAUGAAGGAAGACUGGCUCUUCGGCUCCUUGGGAUGCCCUCUUGUCUUCUUCAUUCAACAGGUGGUUAUCUGCGUAAGUGUCUUCACGCUAACUGCCGUCAGCAUAGAUCGCUACUUCGCAGUAGUGCGCCCUCUCAAGGCACGUAUGGCCAGGUCCAACACCAAGACCAUUCUAGUCAUCUCAGGCAUCUGGGUAGCAUCAGGCAUGAUGGGAAUGGUACAGCUCCUACUGGCUCGGACCAAAGAGUACGAGUGGUGCUAUGGAGAGCGCCACCUAGCGGUCUGCACCGAGCAUUGGCCUGACGCCAACCUGGAGUUUGGUUACGAGAUCUUCAAUAUGGCUGCCACUUACUUCGCGCCGCUGGCCAUAUUCUGUUUCACUUACAGCGUGGUUGGGCGGAAAUUGUGGGGAAGAAAUCUCCCUGGCAACGCCGAUCAUAUGCGAGAUGCUUGCCACCAGAAGGCCAAGAGAAAGGUAAUCAAGAUGCUAAUGAUGAUUGUCUUCCUCUUCAUCGGUUCUUGGCUGCCUCUCUACGUCUACCAUCUGAUUGUCAUCACUGACAGCGCGGUGGUCAGCAAGUUCCCCAACUUCUUCUUCGUCUACUUCUUUACGGGUCAUUGGCUUGCCAUGGCAAAUAGUUUCAUGAAUCCCAUAGCCUUUGGCUUCUUUAACGACAGCUUCCGGGCGGAUGUGCGUCGGUUGUUACAGCGAUGUGGACCAUGUACGGAGAAGCUAAGCCAUCGGCGUCGUUUGCGGAGCCGACUGAGUACGACGUCUAGCCUCACCACACGCACCUCUUCUCUGUUCAAUCACCAGCGGUCCAGUAAAAAUGGCGGCCCGCCGACCAGGCCCGACAGCUUGGGACCACGUGACCAGCAAGCAUUAGAGCGGAUUGGCAAUGGGCAGACAUGGAACGAAAGGACCUACACGCCUAAUGGAAGAGGUCAACUUCUGGUAGAAGACUAUUCACCAUAAUCUGAUGGACUGGAGUCGGCGACUACUGCUUCAUGGAGAUCGAUGGACCUACCUAAAUUAAAAAUUUUCAUUUUUCCAUAUAUUGACACAAAUAUCGUAAAGGUGAAAACAUACAUGUGACUACUCAAGUGAAAUAUUUUGUCGUUUUGCGAAGCUGUUGAUUACAUCUCGAAAAUAUAAUUAGAGGUACAUCUUAAUCUCUAGAUUAACACAAUGUAUCCAUCUCUUCCUGCACUAACAUGACUUGUUGGUCUCGUUCGUCAAAUUGAAGAUCUUGUCGAUAAUUCUGAAGAAGGAGGGUUCGAGUCCAACCAGCGGGGUUGCGGUGCGUGUGUUCAUGGGCAAGGCACUUUAUUACAAUUUGUUACUGCACACCGAGGAAUAACUGGCAACCUUUUGAAUGUGCUAGAGCAAUCCGUUUACUUCACCGAACUGUACACUUCCUAUAGAACUGCGGAAUGAUGUAUUUGCCUGAUAAGUAGGGGCAAUACUAAUGAAGCGCCUCAAGCGCGGAUAGUCCACUUCAUAAAGAAAUGUACAUAUUAUUUUCACUGCAUUAAUCAAAAUUAUUAUCUUGCUUUGUAAAUAGUUACAUCUAUCUGUACAAUUUAUAUAACACCUGUUCACUGUAAUAUCAGUUUUAUUUUGGCAUAACACUUUAAAGAAUGCCUUUACCAUUUGCUUUAGUUAACACAAAUGAGUUCUUACAUUUCUUGCGAAUGCGAUGGUAAUUUAACUGGAACAAAACAACCAAAGCCUGAUUGCAAAUAGUAAACUAGCUCGUCCACAUCUUCUUUUUUAUUGUGGGCAUCUUUCAGCAAGCAUCGCUAUUUUUCGCACGGAUAUUCGCAUGUUGCACUAUCAUUCUACGUUGCUAUAUAAAAUGCCAGAUUGUGCUGCGAACUCUUGUACAUAAUAAUUAUGUAUUUAUCAAUUAUAGAAUUCAGAGUCUGUCUGUAUUUGUAUUCGUUAUUUGUAUAAAAUCAAGUAAUUCGUGGGCUACAACGAUUUAAAAUGUAGACACACAUUUUAUCGUAUAUUUUCAAAAUACAGCAUUGUGGUACACGGUACGCUAUGGAGACAUGUGAAUAAUAGGAAAUAAGAGAUCGUACGUCUCAACAGGGCAAUUUCUAAAGGUAAAUACGUAAUAGAUAUAUGGAUUUUACUCAAAAAGUAGGAAUUUCCAAGGUGGGUUCAU
Messenger RNA from Patiria miniata (bat star), 3607 nucleotides. Its product is annotated as substance-K receptor-like. The transcript has 7 exons. Gene Ontology annotation, biological process: neuropeptide signaling pathway. Bases 1033 to 2409 code for a protein of 458 amino acids. Gene Ontology annotation, molecular function: neuropeptide Y receptor activity. NCBI's taxonomy places the organism in Eukaryota, Metazoa, Echinodermata, Asteroidea, Valvatida, Asterinidae. The record is from RefSeq and is a predicted model, not a curated record. Gene Ontology annotation, cellular component: membrane.